Molecule: messenger RNA, 4434 nt
Organism: Calidris pugnax (ruff)
Lineage: Eukaryota; Metazoa; Chordata; Aves; Charadriiformes; Scolopacidae
Product: zinc finger protein 385C-like
Cellular component (GO): nucleus
Molecular function (GO): zinc ion binding; nucleic acid binding
Source: RefSeq, a predicted model, not a curated record
AUGGCGUUUGAAGCGCUCCUUGAAAUACGAGACCAGGGUCGGAAACUCUGCGGGCACAGGGGUGUCUGCGGUGCCCCCGCGGCACACGGGCUCGGCGGCUGCUCAGGGCUCGUUCCACGCUCCCGUUGCUGGCCACCAGGAGCCCUCGGUCCCACGUGGGCAGCCAAAGGAGCCCUGGUGGCUCCCAGUGAAGGGCAGCAAGAAGAGCACGUAGUGGUGGUGGGGGGCAUCAUGGGUCUGGGGGGUGUUGCUGGUGCUGGUCAGUCAGAUCCAGUCUGGGCACCCCAUAGAUGUGGGACCAGUGCUGGCUUUCCUGACUUGCCAUCCCUCCCCGCUCCUGGUCCCUCUGUCCUCACGGCGGGUCUGUUUCCUCCUGCAGGCAUGAAGCGACCCCUGAGCCCGUCCCACAACCCCGAGAGUGGGCUACGGCUGGUGGAGGCGGCCAGUUGCCCACCGGGCCAGCCCGAGCAGCGCAUGAAGAGGGAGAAGAAGCACCAGUCGUUCACGCUCUGCGAGGUCUGCAACAUCCAGCUCAACUCGGCCGCGCAGGCGCAGAUCCACUACAACGGCAAGUCCCACCAGAAGCGCCUCAAGCAGCUCAACAAGGGGAAGAUGCCAGCAGCCCAAGGUCCCUCCGGACACAGCAGCCCCCUCCUCGCCUCGUUGCCAAUCCCCGGCCGUCCCCUUCACCCCCCCUUGGACAUCAAGCACUUUCUGACCUUCCGGCUCAACGGGACGUCACCGCUCAACCUCUUCCCCAACUUCAACACGAUGGACCCGGUGCAGAAGGCGGUGAUCAGCCACACCUUCGGCGUGCCGGCCCCGCUCAAGAAGAAGCAGUUCAUCUCCUGCAACAUCUGCCACCUGCGCUUCAACUCGGCGAACCAGGCAGAAGCCCACUACAAGGGCCACAAGCACGCGCGGAGGCUGAAAGCCAUUGAGGCCAUGAAGAACAAGCAGAAGGUGACGGGGGCUGCGGCGGUGCCCACCGGCCGGGACUUGUCCCCCAGCCCCGAUGGCAGCGGGGAGCCCGGGGGCACAGCUCCAGUCAACGGUUUGCCAGAGCCGGAGGGUGAGUGCAGCAGCCUGGGGCUACCCCCUGGCACCGAGGACUCGCAGUCGGAGCUGCCGGGCAGCACAGCCCCCCUGGGCUCCCCACCGGCCUCCGAGCUGUCGGAGGGCACCUCAGAUGCCACCAGCGUGGCCUCCUCCUCCGCUCCCACCGCCGAGGCGCCAGCGGCCGAGUCGGGCGGCAGCGUCAGCUCGGCCCCCGAGAGCGAGAAGGAGGGGAAGAAGAGCAAACAGCAUCUCUACUGUCCCACCUGCAAAGUCACCGUCAACUCCCUCUCCCAGCUGGAGGCUCACAACACCGGCGCCAAGCACAAGUCGAUGCUGGAAGGGCACAGCACCCAGAUGAGGCGAGGCCGAGGCAAGCUCCUCUCCCGGGCAGGGCACAAAUCCAAGCGGAUCGGCAACAAGGGCAGCAUCAACAUCCAGAACAAGGCGUUCCACUGCCAAGUGUGCGAGAUCUACGUCAACUCGGAGACCCAGCUCAAACAGCACAUGAACAGCCGGAGGCACAAAGACCGGCUGGCGGGGAAGCCUCCCAAGCCCAAGUACAGCCCCUACAACAAGCUGCAGAAGAACGCUGCCCUCGCAGUGAGUAUUCUCAAGUCCAAGCUGGCUUUGCAGAAGCAUCUCACCAAAACCCUGGCCACCCGCUUUCUGCCCAGCCCGCUCACCACGGCCGCCAUCUGUGCCAUGCCUGGCCCCCUCGCCCUCAGACCGGCCGCUGCCACCACCCUCUUCCAAGCCCCCAUCCUUGGACCAGCCCUUUUCCGGACGCCGCCAGCCCACGUCCGCACCACACCGGGCCCCAUCGUCUUCGCCCCCUACUAGAGCCCCUCCGAGGGUCUGUCCAUUGCCCACCGGGCCGUGCCGGGGGGUGCCCGGUGCGGGAUGGUGCCCCCGAGCAGGUGGCUCUUCUGGCUGGUGGGAAACCAUAGUCGUAGACAUCAACCUUGGCUUCUCCUUGGCUUCAAGUGGGCUCCUGCUGGAGCAAGAUCCCCCGGCAGAGCCCGGCCAGCGCCACCAUCCAUCCCUGCUGCUCCCCCCUUGGCCCCACAUACAGCAGGGGGGAGGACGGUGCCCGAGUCACUGGGACCCUCUUGUGUCUCGUGGCCAGGGGCUGCCUGUCCUCAGCCCACUGGUUUCUCAUUCAUCUCCUUCCCAGUUCCCAGAGUGGAAUAAGAGGAGCCAGCAGCUCCCCAUGGAGGGAGCAUCCCUCUGGCCGGUCCCUGCCAGCCCCAUGGGAAGGGAACUGUUGGCGGGGGGAGUCUCAGCCCAGUUCUUACUGGGAGGAGCGGUCCCAGCACAAGCAGAAGGUUGGCAGUUCCCUCUCGAACCGGGCUGGCUGUGCCUUUGCCAGCCCCACGCUUGCCCCGUGCUGGCUGGGGACAUCCCUGCUGCCCACCAGCCCCCCGUGCCCCACAAUCCCUUACGUCCCACCAGCCAAAGAGCCCCCGCCGCGGUGGCCCCCAGCCACACUGACCGUACCUUCACUCCGAGAGCAAUAGCUGAAGCCCAGGGCCGGUGCCUCCCCCCCCCACCCCAAAAGCACACUGCCCCUGCCCUGGACCCCCAGAAGAAGCACACAACGGGCCGGUGGCCACAGACAGGCUCCGCUCCAGCCCCAGCGAGGAUGGGAGAGCCAGCCCCCCCCUCCCUGAGGAGGUGACCCCCUGCUCAGCCAUUUGCCACCCGCAGGGGACAGCCCUGUCCCUACCUCCCGGGAGAUGCUGCGAGGCUGAGUGAAUGUCCCCAAAGCACUUUGGGUUCUCCAGUGAAAGGACACGCUGCUGCUCACCCCCCCCCAGCAGCCGCCGGGCCCAACCGUCCCACCCCAUCCCCAUUUGGAGCUUCCAGGGAGUUACUGGUGACUCCCCAAAACAGAGGUGUCCCCGGCAGCCCGGACAAUCAGGUAGGAAGGAGCAGGUGGCCCCCCCAGCCCGUGCUCGGCGCUCCCCCAGUGACGGAAAACGGGCUUCCAUGGGACCCCCCCUCAAGCCGUCGCUCUGCUUUUCACUGUGCUCCCAAAGCCCAGCCGUGGCCUGGCCCGAGGACUGUCCCCCCCCCCGGGGGAGCUCCGGGUGCCCAGAGCUGCUGUAAAUAGGAAUAUGGCAGGAAAGUUGCGACCCGCCGGACCUCUCGCCGGAGUGACGACCCACCCCGAUCUAUGCAAUCCCGGGGGAGCAGCUCGCCCGCCGCCUUCGCUGUCUGCCACUCACUUUGGUGCUCACGCCGGCUGCGCAGCCAGGAGGGGCCGUCGGCGCCCAAAAACCAAGGCAAGGCUCAGCUCUGUGCAGACAAUUCCCCUCCUGCCCCCUCCCUGUGCUGGCUCAGAGACCUCCACCGUAUCCCACGUCCCCUUCUGGCCACGGGGAAGAGGCCGGUGGGUUCAUCCCCCUGGGAAUCCACACGCACACGUCUUCGACGUCUCGGCCAUACCCGGCGCCUGGAGUUUGGAGGAUUUUGCCCACUGUGCUCCACCGAUGCUCAGGAGAAGGUCCUGGUGAUGGGAGGUGAACGGGACGCGGCCAACGGGUCACUCUCACGGCUGAAACUCUUCUGCUGCCCGGAGCUGGCAAAGAGCUGGAGCCUUGGGUGAGGGCAGGAGACCUGCAGGGCAGCACGGAGCCCUACGCCAACGUCUGGAGGCCCCAUUUCUCGUGCCAUGGACAGCCCUGACCCACAGUGCCACCGCCACGCUCCUGGCUCCAGGAGCCCAGAGGAGCCCUGGGGUAUGGAUUCUGCUCAGGGCAUCGCCUUCCACCCCAGGGAGAGCAACAGCAGGAGGAGAAGAGUGAGCAUCUCUGGAAGGCUGGGGGUAGAGAUGACCAAAAGGUCUUACAGCGGUGUUGGGGAGACCUGGCUCGGAGAGCAGCACGGGAAGGCAGGCUCCCAGCAGCAGUGGCUCUGCCAGGGACGGGGAGAUGGUCCUGCAGCCCAGGGGACACGUGAAGCCUGGACCCCGCAUCCCACGGGACCCUUUGCUGGUCAGGGCUGGCGGGCAGCAGGAAGGACACAGCUCCGAUGGCGUCGCCGUGCCAAGCUCCAGCCUUCCCCAUCCCUGCUCAUCUCACUGUGCUCUUCCCCGGCCACCGCGCCGGUCACUCCCAGCCCCGGCCACCGCAGAGACGGGCCACGUGUCCCCUCCUGCCACCAGCCUCAGGAGCCCGGGAGCAGCCGUGCCCCAGCCCCCAGGAGCCGCUCGGGCACCGGUGGGUCGUUCCCCUGCGUUUUGCUCUGAAAAGCCCGUGCUGGAGCCAGCGGUGGUGGCUGCUCCCAUCACCCCUACACCAGUGGAGUCCUAAUACACUCCUACACUUGGCACUUUAACCCCUUGAAAGCCAUUCCUUCUAAUAACAAUAAUAC